Molecule: messenger RNA, 1413 nt
Organism: Colletotrichum karsti
Lineage: Eukaryota; Fungi; Ascomycota; Sordariomycetes; Glomerellales; Glomerellaceae
Exons: 1
Coding region: 1-1413 (470 amino acids)
Source: RefSeq, a predicted model, not a curated record
AUGGACAACUUCGACAUUGUCUACCAGAUUGUUGACCAUCUUUGCGACCUCCACGACACCAAAAAAUACCACGUUCGCGUGCCACGAAUUGCAGAGUAUGCGAGCGUCUCUCGUGUCUUCCAACGCGCAGUCGAGUCUCUCACCUUCAAGUCCAUCAUUUACCGGGACAGUGCUGAAGACCAAGCACGGUUUACCGCCGCAUUUCGUCCGCCCAAUGCCCAUCGCCGCGCCCUCGUGCGUAAGAUAUUCGUCAGGCUCAAACCGCCAUGUAGCGGGCUUACACCCAAGGAAGUGAGUCGCAACACGAAGCAUCUCACCGCCUCUGUUUCGUCUCUAUUCCAGCUGCUGCACGAAUGGGAGGAAGGGAUUUCGGACCGGAGUCUGAACAAGAUAUAUGUCCACAUUGCCUGUUAUAUACCAGAACCCCACGCUAGAGACAGGCGCCCUGCGCUGAAUCACGACGACCUUUUUCGACUACCUGCCGUCCGGCAGAUCACCGAACUCAGGACCAAUGCCUGUGGACUUGAAACUCCACACGCGGCCACCCUUUUCCAGUUGGCAGCUCACACGCCCAACCUUGAAGUACUGGAUGUUGGCUAUCGGGACGGAGACCACCAAGACGCAUCACACUUCCGGUUGAAGCAGCACUUGGCACUCGCGACUGCAAUCCUCAACUUACGCGGCAAGCUUCCUAACCUACGCGAGUUGAAACUGCAUCAGGAAGGCAACAGAAUGCCCUGGAAUCACAGCUUCCAGUGUCUGGACUACGAGGAGAAGGGGAUCGACCGCGUCUGCGAGGCGCUCCGCCUGCUGGUUGAAGGGAGCACGCUGAAGAAGCUUCUUCUCGACCAAGUUCGGCUCUCGCCUGAUCUCUUCUGUGACCGCCGAGCCCAGGCCAAAGAAGGCGACAGCGUCACAGACAAGGGCACUCUGUGGCCCUCGCUUGAGAUCCUCGAUAUCACGACCUAUCCGGUGGCAGCCAACGGCAAGUGGUACUCCACGGGUAAUCCCAGAGACCACGAGCCCAGAUGGCCUAGCAUAGAGGCCUCCUCGGAUGACUCGGACGGGUCAGGCACAGAUCACGACGACCCGCCGAGUUUGCGUCGCGGAGUCGCCAACCACAUGUGGCCCCAGCACUUCUGGCGACGACGCCUGGACCCAGAAACCUGGUAUCCGGUGCUUCUGGCCAUGAUGUCUGCUCGGAUGCCGGCGCUAAGGGUUGGUGACUUGUUCAUGGACUUUGACGCCAGCGGCUAUUAUUACUCGGGGUUUACAUUUGGCGAUAGGGAUGCGAAAGACCAAGUCCCUCGCAAGUGGAAGGCAAAGCUGGCCAACAAGUCUCCCUGGACGCCCCCGAAAGGGCUGCAAAUGGAGGUCGACGUUGAUGCGCUUGUACCGCCCGUUGAUGACUGA